AUGUCUACCUCGACUCUUCCAACUCGUCGUAUUGGUAACGACAAUGUCACUGCUCUUGGCUUCGGUGCCAUGGGAAUUGGAGGCUUAGCUUAUGGAGCUGCAGGUGACGAUGAAGGCAGGUUUAAGGUAUUGGACAAACUCGUAGAGUUGGGGUGUACCAACUGGGAUACAGCCGACAUUUAUGGAGACUCCGAAGCUCUCAUUGGAAAGUGGUUUAAAAGGACCGGAAAGCGCGACCAGAUAUUCCUGGCUACCAAGUUUGCUAUUACCCCAAGGGCUUAUAAUGUUCGACGAAGCCUAAAACAACAGUUGGAUAAAUCAUUGGGACUUCUCGGGGUCGACGCGAUUGAUCUAUACUAUGUGCAUCGAAUCGACACGACUGUUCCAAUUGAAACGACUGUAGGGGCGCUAGCCGAGUUGGUAAAAGCUGGGAAGAUCAAAUAUAUUGGCCUUUCAGAGCCAUCGCCGGCUACCUUACGUCGGGCACACAAGGUUCAUCCUAUUGCAGCGAUUCAAGUAGAGUACUCUCCAUUUGUACUAGAUAUUGAACAGAAAGGGCACCUCUUGGAUACUGCUCGCGAGCUCGGUGUUGCAGUAGUUGCCUACUCACCCCUCGGCCGCGGAAUUCUUACAGGCCAAGUUACGUCCAAUGCAGACAUUCCAGAUGACGACUUCAAAAAGCAUAUUCCCAAGUACUCCGAGGCCAACUUCCCCAAGAUCACCUCCCUUGUCAAUAAAAUCAAGGAUAUUGGGAAACGGCACGAUGCAACACCAGGGCAGGUUACACUCGCAUUCCUUCUUGCACAAGGGGAGGAUAUUAUCCCGAUCCCAGGGACGAAAAACAUCAAGUAUGCAGAAGAAAAUCUUGGCGCAUUGAAAGUCAAGUUGACCCCUGAAGACAUCAAAACGAUUCGUCAGGCUAUUACUGAGACAGAGCUAACUGGCGACCAGUAUCCUGCAGCAUAUAUGGGGCACUAUACGGAGAUACACCAGAACCGACAAAAGCAUAAGUCAUCGAAUAUUGAGGUUGAAUGA
Molecule: messenger RNA, 1035 nt
Organism: Rhizoctonia solani
Lineage: Eukaryota; Fungi; Basidiomycota; Agaricomycetes; Cantharellales; Ceratobasidiaceae
Product: aldo/keto reductase family protein
Exons: 11
Coding region: 1-1035 (344 amino acids)
Cellular component (GO): cytoplasm
Source: RefSeq, a predicted model, not a curated record